ACAGUCAACAGUUAAAGCUGUUUGUUUCAGAGUUUGUUGGUGUCCUGCUCAGCACUUGCCUUAUAGGUUGUUGGGCUUCAUCUGUAAAAAAAAAUGUCUUCUGGAUUUUGUGUGAGAGUGCUUGUGCUUUCGCUGUUGACUUUUGGCCAGCAUGCAAAGGCACUCAGCUACAGAAGUGGUGGUUCCAAAGAUGUUACACCUCACUUUAAUUUUCAAAGAAGCCUUGAACCUGCUUCAUCUGAGAACCUGAAGCCAGCUGCUGCACCGAGUGCCGGAGGUCCUAGUGGUUCUUCUGUUAGGCAAGUAGAUGGAUACAGUCCAGAGGGAAGUGUUUCUAGUUACAGGCCUGGCCCACUGAUCAUUCAGAAAUCCAGACUAAAUUUCCAGCAGCCACUUGAAACUAACCCUAAUGCAGGAGUCCUUCAGACAGAAGCUGAAAUUCCACAGACUGAAUACCAUGAGUUGGGUAUCGCAUCAAGUUAUGGCAUUACGCUGCAUUUUCCCGAACCGGAGUCCACUUGGCAGUCCAAGCCCAAGCAGCGCUCCUUCCCAGCCAAGUCCCAGCAGCCCGCCUACCCAGCCAAGUCCCAGCAGCCCGCCUACCCAGCCAAGUCCCAGCAGCCCGCCUACCCAGCCAAGUCCCAGCAGCCCGCCUACCCAGCCAAGUCCCAGCAGCCUGCCUACCCAGCCAAGUCCCAGCAGCCUGCCUACCCAGCCAAGUCCCAGCAGCCCGCCUACCCAGCCAAGUCCCAGCAGCCCGCCUACCCAGCCAAGUCCCAGCAGCCCGCCUACCCAGCCAAGUCCCAGCAGCCCGCCUACCCAGACUACCCAGCCAAGCCCCAGCAACGCGCCUACCCAGACUACCCAUCCAAGCUGCAGCAACCUGUAGACCCGGUCAGGCCCCAGCAACGCGCCUACCCAGACUACCCAGUCAGGCCCCAGCAACGCGCCUACCCAGACUACCCACCCAAGCUCCAGCAACCCAUAAACCCUGUCAGGCCCCAGCAACGCGCCUACCCAGACUACCCACCCAAGCUCCAGCAACCCGUAAACCCAGUUAGGCCCCAGCAACGCGCCUACCCAGACUACCCAUCUAAGCUCCAGCUACGCGCCUACCCAGACUACCCACCCAAGCUCCAGCAACCCGUAGACCCGGUGAGGCCCCAGCAACGCGCCUACCCAGACUACCCAUCUAAGCCCACCGACUCAAACCCAACAAUUAAUCUUGAUCCAAGAAGUUCAAUUCCAAUGGCAUCCCCUCACCAUCCUAGGUGGAAGCAACGCCUAAUCCCUGUGCCUGUGCACAACAGAUAUCCUUAACCUUUGGUAUCCUAACUAUUCCCGAUUUCUUUCUGGAAGCUGUCUGGUUUUUGUUUGUUUUCCAAUAAAGCACUGAAACUGUACUAC
Messenger RNA from Sander lucioperca (pikeperch), 1407 nucleotides. RefSeq names its product adhesive plaque matrix protein-like. The coding region runs from base 94 to 1320 and encodes 408 amino acids. NCBI's taxonomy places the organism in Eukaryota, Metazoa, Chordata, Actinopteri, Perciformes, Percidae. The record is from RefSeq and is a predicted model, not a curated record. The transcript has 5 exons.